Messenger RNA from Akanthomyces muscarius, 390 nucleotides. RefSeq lists its product as uncharacterized. Gene Ontology annotation, biological process: mitochondrial electron transport, cytochrome c to oxygen. The transcript has 5 exons. Gene Ontology annotation, molecular function: enzyme regulator activity. The record is from RefSeq and is a predicted model, not a curated record. Bases 1 to 390 code for a protein of 129 amino acids. NCBI's taxonomy places the organism in Eukaryota, Fungi, Ascomycota, Sordariomycetes, Hypocreales, Cordycipitaceae. Gene Ontology annotation, cellular component: mitochondrial inner membrane.
AUGUUUGCCACCCGACAGGCUGUUCGCAACGCCCCGCGCUUCGUCGCCCAGGCCCGCGCAGGUGCUCAGCGCCGCUUCGCCAGCUCCGCCUCUGAGAACGAGUUCAUCAAGGAGCGCCAGCACAUCAAGGACCACGCCGAUGGCACCACCGCGCUCUGGAAGAAGAUUUCCAUCUACGGCGUCACCCCCUGCCUCAUCGCCGCCGCUGCCAACGCCUACUACCUGUGGAACGAGCAUUGGGAGCACUGGAGCCACAUGCCCGCUCUGGAGGAGCGCACUGAGUACGCCUACCAGAACAUCCGCACCAAGAACUACCAGUGGGGUAACGGUGACAAGACUCUUUUCUGGAACGACAAGGUCAACUACCACAACAAGGACAAGGUCGCGUAA